CGGGACUCACGCGUUUUGCCGAUGUUUUGAUGCCUCGACUCCCGACGACAGGCGAUCUCAGCUCACCAGUCGACCAUCAACUUCCACCACCACUUCACCAUUAUUCGAUGUCACUAUCGUUGUCUCUCGCUAUAAUAUAGUCGGGCCUUCUUGCCCUUCGAUCAAUUACGUCCGCUUUAUCGUACCCGAUCAACCCGCCGUGCGACCGCUUUGUUUACAUCACCAUGGCCGCGGCAGGCGCGAGGGCGCAGAAGCCUGUAGGCUCUGCAGCGUGGAUCUCAACCGAAAAGGAAAACUUUAUGCAGUUGGUGGACCAGGAAAUGGAGGAAGUCGAAUACCCAGUGCGCCAUGAGAUGGAUUGGUUGAACGAACAUAUGGCCGAGGUCUUCUCCAACAACCAACCCAAUUUCGCAGAUGUGUUCAAGACCCCCGGAAAGCUGCGAGGCAAAACGCCUCGCACGGCGCGAAAGCGGGAUGCGAACGAGCCACGAGUGCCAUUGAGCGAGAUUUUCUCAUCCGCGCACAACCAUGGAAAGACAGAGAACAAGCUUGGUGCUAGCCCGGCAAUUCAGCGCUCACCGACCAAGGCCCUCCCCCCUGCGACCGCAGCUCCAGCCAUUACGACAGAAACUAAGAAGAUCACGGAGACCACAACCCACUCCCAGUACCCGGAUCUGAGCCAAAACCUCAACUCCUUCCCACAAUACAACACAGAUUCAGGCUACCAUGGCAUGCCGGAAGAGGACGAGGAGGAAGACGAUGAUGUUGUCCUUACACAGGUGCAGCCCGAGUCCCAGUCAUCCACUCAGCCCAUGGAUCAAGAGCCUACUAUCGCCGAAGAGCAAUCGCUUCAACCGCUGGAAGACCGUCGCAAUACAGAAGCAUCUUUUCACUCCGCCCAGGAAGAUGUGCGCCAGCGCGAGGAAACCGUUGAACCUGUCACUAUUGAGUCGUCGCCUAAGCGGAACGUUGGAACUGACUCUCCGAAGAAGCAGCCGGGGGCGAAUAAAACGGAGCAUGUUGCACAUGGAGAACCAGAACUUGAAGACAAACCAAUGCCGGACCUGGCGCCCGAGCAAGAGCAGGAAUCAGAAUCAGAAUCAGAACCAGAACCGGAACCCGAGCAUGGAGACGACCUUGAGCUGGAAUCUGAACAUGCACCCGAACCAGAACCCGAAUCUGAGCAUGAACACGAGCUCGAACCGGUGCCUAAAUCUACACCCCAGCGUAUAUCCAAGCCCAAGGAGCAGUUUGCGCCAGAGCCAGAGCCAGAGCCCAAGCCGUUUAAAGACGCGGAAUCGACUUCGCCGUUGAAGACUCCGGCUGCACAGUCCCCAGAACACCAGCAGGAAGAAAAGGACGACGAAAAAGAUGACAUGGCACUUGAUAGUCUCGACGAAAUUGGCUCACCUUCGGAAAGCUCUCCCGUACGCCCGCCUAUUCGCAAGAGCAGUCUGAGUUUUGCAUCGCUUCCAGCCCGGGAGCCGCUAAUGAAGAAGAGCCUUGGUGGUCCGAGGGUUUCCCGCACAAGCCAUCUUGAUUUCGCUAAGCUCAGUAGCACCGGAGGCUAUCUGGGCAGACAGACUGGAGGUCACAGAACAACUCAGCAUGCUCUGGAAGACAAUACCAUUCACGGUGACAAGAUGGAUGUCGAUGACAAAAAAGACGGAUCCGAUGAGGAACCAGAUGCGGAAACCAGAGCCAGCAAGCUCCAGACCAAAUCGUCCACUCAGCUCCUGCACGAGAAGAUCAGCAUGCUUGGUAAACUUCAGCCUUCGCGGCCCACCAAAUCUAUUCCUUCGGUCUCUGGCUUGUCCGCCGCACAAGUGACAUAUCCCGAACUUCCCACUACCAAAUCCGAUGCCAAACAGGAGACAUCUAGCCAGAAAUCCCGGGAUACCCAAGCGCCCGAACCCUCUGCUGUGGAUGAUGAUUGGAUUAAGCCAUUAAAUUCGCCCUACAAACCAGGCACGCGUGCUAGUCAAAAAGCCGAUAGCAUGAGCAAACAUUCCAGUGCCCGGAUAGCCCGAGCUGCAGAUGACGAUCGUCCUUCCGUUGAUAGAGACCACGAAUCUCAUCUGUCAGAGGCCCCGAAAGUAAACUCGAAACGUACGUCAGAUGCAGCGCGUGGCAAGUCGUCAACACCGAUGUAUUCGUCGCCACAGCGGUCUGGCCACCAGAAGAGUGCAUCCGCAAACAUUGACCACCAGAUGUCGACGACCCCAGUUGGAUCUCCCGCCGAGCGCUAUGAUGGCCCACUAAGUGCCUCAAAAUUCAGGUUACAGUCCAUCGUGCAAUCUGCCAAGGGACUUUUUACGAACACCGCUGGCGUUGCGGCUGCUGCCAGAACGGAAGCUGCCUCUCCUGACGCACCCAGAUUACGGCAUAAAGGACGCUUGGAUACAGAUCGUAUGGCGGGAAGCCAGCGGCCGCAGUCCACACAACCGCCGAGUCCUCCGCGCCAAGAAGGCCGCAGGACACGGAGCUCCACGGAGAGAGAAGAGAAGCGUAGACAGCAAGAACUUGAGGAACGUCAGAGGGAAGAGGAACAAGCAGAGAGAACCCGGCAACAGGAGAAACAGAGAGUCAUGAAACUCAGGACGACGCAGGAGAAGUCGACUGCUGAUUAUGAAGCUCGUGGACCAGCUACCGAGCCAACAGCCGCACAGACCACGCAGAAGAUGUCGCAGCUACAGAAACCAUCCAAGGAACCAGAAUCUAGCAUCGAAGCCGGCCCCAGAAUUGCCGCCCAACUCCCUGCCUCGCAGCAACAGGCGUCAAAGCAAAAUGAUCGUCGCCCCCUCAAGCCCACCCGUGAGCUUCAGAAACCGAAGCCCCAGCCUGUGUCUAUCCGCGUUGGCAGUGCGCUCUCCCGGCAAAUGCCACUGGCGUCGCAGGUCUCUUCCAGCACCCGAGAGUCUAGUGUCCCUGCACCGACACCAGCCUCGGCUUCGAAACAGCCGACUCUUAAGAAGAAGGCCAGCAACACUUCACUGCACACCGCCUCUUCGAACAGCAGCUUUAAGAGCUCUAUUUCUAGCCAGACCCAGAGGAAAGCACAGCUUGCAAGUGAGAGGAAGCGAGAGCAGGAGGAGCGCGAAGCCAGGCGUCGGGAGGAGCAGAGGCGUGAGGUAGAGCGGAAGCGCGCAGCUCAACAGCAGGAAGAAGCUCGUCGUCAGGAAAUGCGCAGCCGGGCAGAGACUGAGCGCCGAGAGCGACUUGCUGCCGAGGAUCCCAAGAAGGCCGCCCACAUGCAAGCCAUUGAGAAACGCCGAUUGGAGAACCAACGCAGACUGGAACGCCAGGGUAGCCAACAGCCUGAAGCCUCCCAACGCAGUGAGCUUGGUGCGGCUCGACCAGCCUCGCGAUUGGGUUCCAUCCAGCCGUUCAAUAGGUCCAUCAACCAGCCCCAGCCUAAUCCGGCCAAACCACCGAAGCGGGGGCUCGACGACGAGACCUCCCAUCGACCGACCGCACCCAAGACCGCCACCAUGCAGCCGUCGGGCGAGUCCAAGCGCAGGAGGACAGAAGAUGAGCAAAGCCGCAUGUCUUCCAUGCGUCCGGCAAUGGCCCCGCCGAUCCGUCAAUCAAACAUCCGUAAGCCGUCCAUUUUUGGCCAUGCACAACCUUCCGUUCCACAUCAGUCCGGGUCUUCGAUCUUCAAGACGGCCCAAGCACAGCGGCCCGCGCAUCCACUGGAUAUGGCCAAGUAUGCAAGCGGCAAGAUCCCCUUCGCAGAACCGUCCAACGUGCCUCCGGCUGCGCAUCGAACCCCCGCCGCUAGCGCGUCGCAGAAAGUCCCGGUGAAGGAGUCGCCAAACUACCCGAAUGGCGAGAACAUCAACCUCCCGGAGAUUGCGACCGACAGUGAGGACGAGGACUCGGAUGCGGAGAUGCUUCCCGUGCCCAAGUGGGCCCAGCCCAAGGAGCUGGAGUCCCUUCUGCGCCAGCAGGAAGGCAUGGAGGUGGAUUCGAUCUUCGGGCCUAUUGCACCAUUCUCCCUGGAGGAGACGUUCAAGUCGGACAAGAAGAUCAAGAAGUUCCGCGAACGCACCAGCAGCGCGAACUGGUCCGGAGCUGAUGGGUUGACGCAGGAGGAGAUCCGCCGUGAUCUUGCCGAGCGGCAGCGGUUGCGCCUGAACGGUGGAUGGUCUUUCAAUUGAUGGGGCCGCAGUUCGUUUUCGUAUCGGGAUUUAUGCGUUUAUACCUCCAUGGGGCUACAUGACUUAUCUGGGAUGUUUUCGUACUAUUGGAGCCGUUUUCUGCAGACAAUGGGUGGGUGGCAUGGCAGGUCCGGCGUUUAUCAGAUUGUGUGUUAAAUUAUAGCCAUAUCGAGCACUACUUAAUGCAUCUAUGCAUC
This is a messenger RNA of Aspergillus ibericus CBS 121593, 4360 nucleotides long. RefSeq lists its product as uncharacterized. The record is from RefSeq and is a predicted model, not a curated record. Bases 225 to 4163 code for a protein of 1312 amino acids. The transcript has 4 exons. NCBI's taxonomy places the organism in Eukaryota, Fungi, Ascomycota, Eurotiomycetes, Eurotiales, Aspergillaceae.